Messenger RNA from Hylaeus volcanicus, 1972 nucleotides. RefSeq names its product juvenile hormone esterase-like. Lineage: Eukaryota; Metazoa; Arthropoda; Insecta; Hymenoptera; Colletidae. The record is from RefSeq and is a predicted model, not a curated record. The coding region runs from base 235 to 1935 and encodes 566 amino acids. The transcript has 10 exons.
GAAUUAAACAUGCGAGGCUGACGCUUGUGUAAGCCAUUAUUAAAACAAUUUGCAGUGAUUCAGAGUGUACUUAUUUUUUAAUCAAACUUUAGGGUAGAUGCAUCUAUUAUUCUACUAAUACUUGUUUGUGACAUAACUCCUUUGAAAGUUUCUAUCUCGCUCGAGAUUCCUGUUCCAAGGAUUAAGAGAACCUACAGGAUACUCCAGUGUACUAAUUCUUUUUCCUGUGAAACAAUGAGUCGCGAAACAUGGUUCAUCUUUGUGUUAUUAAUGUCAACACAGUGUUUGAACGCAAGUUUACCUCAAACACCUGUGGUGUACACCAAUAGUGGACCAGUGCGUGGUUUGAUAUCACGUACCGUGUGGAACGAGGUUGAGUAUUCCUCUUUCAAAGGAAUUCCAUAUGCGAAACCACCCACUGGGAGUCUCAGAUUCAAGCCUCCAGUGCCAGUAAAGGCAUGGAAGCAGACUCUGAACGCUUUCCAAGAGGGAAGCGUGUGUCCUCAAAUGGACAUGAUCUCUGGUGACUUAAUGGGCAAGGAGGAUUGCUUGUUCCUGAAUGUGUUCACUCCCAAGACGCAGUUUGAAGAGCAACAGAACUUGAAAUCAGUUAUGGUCUGGAUCCACGGUGGAGGAUACAUGACUGGAUACAGCAAUGCAUCGAUGUACGGGCCUGACUUUUUUAUAGAAGAGGACAUUGUUCUAGUCAGUUUCAAUUAUCGCUUAGGUGCUCUCGGAUUCCUGUCCCUUGAUCAUCCACGAGCAACUGGUAAUGCUGGUUUGAAGGAUCAGAACCUGGUUCUGCGAUGGGUGCAGAACAAUAUUGCCAACUUCGGUGGCGAUCCACGGAAGGUGACGAUCUUUGGCGAGAGCGCUGGCGCUACCUCCGUGGGAUUUCACAUUUUAUCAGAAAAAUCUAGAGGCCUGUUCCUCCGAUCGAUCAGCAUGAGCGGGGUGCCUCUGUGUAUGUGGGCGUACCACACACCCCAAGAAGCCAUUAAUAAAGCUCACAAACUCGCUGCUAUUCUUGGCUUCGCGCCAAGGAGCAAAACCGAUUUGCUGAACUUCUUUCUUCGCGCUCCUGUGUCGGAUCUUGUUAUAGGAACGACGAAAGUGGAUCUGGACUACUUGCCCUUCAGACCAACAGCAGAGAAUUCUGCCAUUACUCCUUAUAACAGCGCGUUCCUGACGGAAUGUCCUCUGUUGAAGUAUUACAGUGGGAAGUUCUAUCAACAUUCCAUGAUGCUGGGGUUCACUCGAGACGAAGUCCUCCUGUUCACGGGCCCUGCGUUUGGCCCUUUAAACGCGACCGAAAAGAUGGUAAAUUCUUUAGAAAAUAGAAUCAAAGACAAUGGACACACUACCGAUGAAAACUUGGGACAUAUUGCGAUGUUGUUGGACAAAGUUGCUAACUUGACUAUUGCAGAAGUAGUGAAGCUUGGAACAGACUUCUUCUUCUGGAGUCCCAUCGACCUAACGCAAAGAAUAAUGGCGAAGUACAACCGUAAUCACCCUAUUUAUUAUUAUCGAGUAUCGUACCAGACGCAGUACUCCAUGCACGGACUGAACGGGAAUCCCCUAAACGGUACUGCUCACUUGGAUGAUGUCGGUUAUAUAUUCAACGUGAAAGAUUUGAACGCACCUUCCGAUCCCACGGAUCCCUUCAAUCAAUUUCGAAAGAGGAUGGUUACCCUGUGGGCCAACUUCGCCAAGUAUGGACACCCAACACCAAGAAACCCGAGUGGCACUGCCCUCAACGUGACAUGGACGAACUCUGGGGACUCUGGUUCGCAAUUGGACAUCAACGAAGUGUUCAGCAUGAAAGAUCGUUUAAUCGAUCGAAAGACGGAGGUCUUCGAGAAAUCUCUGCACGCUGUUCUGCCAAUUAUCAGUGGCUGCAGGCGCAAACCAGUGGAUUACAAAAGUAUUUUCUAACAUCGUUACGCUUAUCGCGCCUUGUGUGAAAUAAAAG